This is a messenger RNA of Megalobrama amblycephala (Wuchang bream), 3674 nucleotides long. It is a transcript of the gene fsd1, whose product is annotated as fibronectin type III and SPRY domain containing 1. Gene Ontology annotation, molecular function: protein binding. The transcript has 13 exons. Lineage: Eukaryota; Metazoa; Chordata; Actinopteri; Cypriniformes; Xenocyprididae. Bases 443 to 1891 code for a protein of 482 amino acids. The record is from RefSeq and is a predicted model, not a curated record.
UUGAUCAAGUAAAAGCAGCCUUGGUGAGCAUAAGAGCGUUCUUUCAAAAACAUUUAUAAAUUAUUCAACAAUCAGAACUCAUGUGUUUACUGGUAUGUGUGUAACAAAUGUUCACAUUUAUACUCAUCAAUAGUAUAUACAUUGAUAAAAAACUACAUUCAUUAUGAAACAGAACUCAGUAUUUUUCUAAAUUUUACAUGACAUAGGCAAGUUGAACAAUAACAGUUGAACAGCUGCACGUUUGUGUUUCGAGAUAUAUUAGGAAAACUACAUUACCCAGCAUCCUUGUUGUGCGCCUGCGCAGAACUCACUUUGCCGCUAAUGAGUUGUUGAGGGAUGCAAUGCUCCAUAGCAACAUCAGUACCAGCGGAGGAGCGCUAUAGCGGACGACCUGGGAUAAAUAUCCUGAGAAUAUCUGAAACAGGUGCUGCAUGCUGACAGCAUGGACGACCAGAAGGAGUCACUGAGGAAGAUUAUCACUACGUUGGCUCUGAAGAAUGAGGAAAUUCAGAACUUUGUCUGCUGUCUAAAGCAGAAUCUAGAGAACCUAGAGGUAAACAAUACAACGAAUUCAAACCGAGUGCAGGAGGAUCUGGAGUCAGAGUUUAGUUCUCUGCAUGCUGUCCUGGACGAAUUGAAAGAGGGCAUGGUGACGCGCAUCAAGCAGGAAAGAGCCAGCCGCACAUAUGAGCUACAGAGUCAGCUGAGCGCAUGCACCAAAGCCCUAGAGAGUUCAGAGGAGCUGCUGGAAUUAGCCAAUCAGACGCUCUGCUCAUCCGAGAAUGACAGCUUCACUCGGGCGGCCAAAGACAUAAAGGAUAGCGUAACUAUGGCUCCAGCAUUUCGUCUGUCCCUGAAAGCAAAGGCCAGCGACAGUAUGAAUCACAUGAUGGUGGACUUCACUCAGGAAAGAAACAUGCUGCAGGCCAUCACAUUUCUUCCAGUGCCUGCCACACCAGAAAUUAACGUGGCUGAAUGCCAGGUGUUUGAUAACACGGUCACAGUGGUGUGGACCUUACCGGAACCUGACACCAAAAUCGACCACUACAUCCUGGAAUACCGGAGAACCAAUCAUGAAGGUCCACCUCGGGCUCGAGAAGACUAUCCCUGGAUGGUGAUGGAAGGGAUAAAAGAAACUGAGUACACACUCACAGGCCUUCGUUUUGACACGCGUUACAUGACCUUUAGAGUGAAGGCGUGCAAUAAAGCUGUGGCGGGUGAAUUUUCAGAGCCGGUUACUCUAGAAACACAUGCAUUCGUCUUUAAACUGGACGCAGGUUCAGCCCAUCAGAACCUAAAGGUGGAGGAUCUCAGUGUGGAAUGGGACAGCAGUGGUGGGAAGGUCCAGGACAUCCGUAAGGAAAAGAACAGAACCAGCUCUCCCAUGCAUUCUCCUGCCAGGACAGCCAUGAUGUCCCCUAAAAGAGCUCCAUCUGCUAGAGUGGGUCGAGACCGCUUCACAGCAGAGUCCUACACUGUCCUGGGAGACACCAUGAUUGACGCUGGGCAGCAUUACUGGGAGGUACGGUUUGAUAAGGAGAGUAAGGCAUUUGCAGUGGGGAUCGCUUUGCGGUCUCUAGGACGCUUCGAUCAACUGGGGAAGAGUAACGCUUCUUGGUGCAUCCACCUGAACAACUGGCUUCAGCAGAGCCUCACAGCCAAGCACAACAAUAAAGCCAGAACACUGGACUGCCCUAUUCCGGACCGCAUCGGCAUUUACUGCAACUACGAAGAGGGCACAUUGUCUUUUUACAACUCCAGAACCAAAGCUCUCCUUCAUACCUUCAGAACCAAGUUCCAGCAGCCUGUUAUACCAGCCUUUAUGUGUCUGAAAGGGUUCAAUAAAGGAUUCGGUCUGUCUAAACCCCUCCGAGAGCCUACUCUGCUCUGAUUGGUCAGAUGGCCCAGUCUGUUGUGAUUGGUGCACCUCUUACGGCGCGUGUCGUAAACGAAACGCCCAUUACCGUUAUCUGAAUUUCAGCUCAGGAGGCCUUCUCUGCACUUUCAUACACAGUGAUAUGAACAAUUUUUUGUUUCUAGAAAAACACAUCGGCCUCAUGCUCUCUCUCGCCCCCUAUAGGUGUGGAAUGGGAGUUUCUCAGUGCAGACGGGCCUUCAGGUACCCAGUAUUGUGUUGAGCGGUCAGAAGAGAAACAGUAAUACAAGCAGCUCUAAUGCCAGCCUUACCUAGAUCAUUCUUCACUGAUAAACAUACUCUAGAACUGCUACAUGUAUGCACAAGUUUGGAGAACACCUGGCUAUCCCUGACACAACACUGACGCAACAAGCCUGGAGGCUCUUCCUAUCAUCACUAUGUCUUGCCAGCGCAGGGGAAAGCUGCUCUAGUUUGCCUUCCUCAUUCCUUUUAGCUCAUUGGUCUGGAUUCUGUGCCUUUCAGUGUCCUGAAUUAAGACAUGAUGGGGUAUUGCUCUAUUUAAACAUGCAAAGAGCUUUAUUAGCCUGGAGUUCAUGUGUAUAUCACUGGGGCCAAACAUUGUUUUUAGCAUUAGUUCAUUCAAACCACAGUAUCUGAACCACAUUUGAACAGUUAUUUCAAUGCAACAGCAGCAUGUUGGUGUUUGAAAUCUGAAACUGUAUUAUAUUUACACACUGAAUGUCUUAAAUGAUAUGCCUGGAAUUCUGCUACAGUAGCUGCUUCUGUGAAACCUUUUUAAACUUAUACUUAGUAUCAGAGUAGCACAAUAAUCUUAAGCUAAAUCAUAGACAUCAAAUGCCUUUUAUAGAAUGUAUUAAUUGAGCAGUUCCAGCAUCUGAGGAGGGAGGCAGGUUUAACAAAACAUUUGGUUGUGCAUGGUCAAUGUGUGUGUGUGUGUGUGUGUGUGUGUGUGUCCAUGUUCAUAAUCUGCCACCCAGAAAGGUACAUUACAGUGUUCUUGAUGCAAAUAUUUACCAGACCUUACUUUUCUGUAUGCCUGCUGCAAUUAUGUAUUACAUAUUAUAGAAGACUUAUUCUUUGCCAUACUGCUGUCCUCUUAAAGGGAUAGUUCACCCAAAAAUGAAAAUUCUGUCAUCGUUUACUCAUCCCUUAAGUUGGUCCAAACCUGUAUGACUUUGUUUUGAUAGUUAAGUUAAUAUUCCCAUUAAAGGUGCAGUAAGCGAUUUCUGAGAAACACUGUUGAUAUACUUUUUCAAGUAACUAGUAAAGUAGUGCAUUACUUUCUUAAAUAUCAAAGUUACGCAAGUUUUUUUUAUAUUUAUUGACUGACAGCUCUUCUGUCCCCAUGUUGAGAGAAAUAAAGUGCACGCUGUGUGCACUGCGUGAACAUGAUGGUUAUUGUAGUUCUAGACUAAUUGUGAACAUGCCAUCACACUUGCUCAAAAACAGUUUUCCUCAAAAUUAAUAAAAACAUUGAAAUGCAAUCUCAGAAUUUUACGCAAGCCUGUAAUAAUUAACUAUAUUAAAUUACACAAACAUACUUUAUGUAUUUAAUCUCACUUUAUUAACCAAUAAUUCAACUAUACUAAUAAACAUAAAUUACUUUAGAUUAGAUUUAGAGAUGAGUGUUAAACUUCCUUCUCCUGCAUCCCAUCUUCUUUAAUCCAGAAUGGCAGCACAGCUGAAAGGUUUGUUUGAGCUGCGCUCUCUACCGUACAGGUGUAAAUAUGCAUUUCCUUCAGUCUGAGGCUUAUUCAUUUCAUUUUUGGUGUGAAAG